AUGGCAUCGAGUAAUUAUUUUAAGUACAAAGGAAACGUGUUUUGCUUCAUUCCGUGCGAGGAUGACGAGUCUUCAAUCCGGCAAGAAUGGGCGCCGGAUUUUCAAACUAGUACCUCAUCAGAAAAGGUCCACCAGAUGAUUUCCGAGUGGUAUGAAGCAUGUAGCGGCUCGCACGAAUUGUGUCCACGAUUGAAAUCUUCGCCCAAGUUUGCCCCAUCACGGCUCAUCGACAUCGGUUCUGGCGAUAUCUGGAAGCUUUGUCUUUACCCACAAGAUAUCACAGAUCCUCCCGAGUAUAUGACUCUGAGUUACCGGUGGGCCAAAACCCCUUCGAUUAGACUCAUAAGCUCGAAUUUUGAAGCCUUCCGAAAAGGCGCGCGGAUACAACAACUCCCCAAGACAUUCAGGGAAGCCAUCACGGUUGCGCGUCGAUUCUCUAUCAGGUAUCUCUGGAUUGACUCACUGUGCAUCAUUCAAGAUUCGCCGGAGGAUUGGGCCCGAGAAUCACUUCAGAUGCACCUGGUCUAUGCCAACUCCGCCUGCACCAUCUCCGCAACCGCUUCCGAGGGACCUGAUGAAGGGUUAUUUCGGCUACGUACCGCGCAGGAAACCCUCUUAGGGCACAUCAAAAUUCCAUUCUCUGAUGGCAAGCCCAGAAGAUUCGACGCUUGGGACCAACAUCACAUGCAGCGACUAACACAAGGUCCACUUACCGAUCGUGGAUGGGUAUUUCAGGAGCGUAUUCUGUCACCGAGAGUGCUCCAUUUCACAACGACCCAGGCUGUAUGGGAAUGCUGCGAGAUGAAUAACAGUGAGAUGUUCCCCCGGUGGUCGCCUAGGCCCACCGACGUAUUGUACACGCCUGACUUGAAAGCCAUUGAUGCCUUCUUUGACGAAGGUAAUCAUCGAACAAUCUUGGCAAAGGAAGAAGACAAGAAAAUGACCGUGGAUGUCUAUCAGCAGUGGAUGAAUCUGGUCAAGACAUACUCCAAGUGCAGUCUAACUAGCCCUGAUGACCGGUUGAUGGCCAUGGCUGGUAUAGCCGAGAUGUUCAAGAAGAAUUCUGGCGACGAGUACCUAGCAGGUCUUUGGAGGUCAAGGAUCGUUGAAGGACUCAUCUGGGUUGUUUUAGAACCCGAGCCCCGACCCCAAAAUCCCGAGCGUGUUCCAUCAUGGUCAUGGGCCGCCGUUGACUCAUGUGUUUUGCCGCAAAGGACAAAUUUACCGCGAGAUGAAGACCUGAUUGAAAUCAUCGACGUCAGAACUCAUCUAACUCAGAGUUCCUCCCGUUCGCAGCAAGUGAAGGGGUCGAUUCAACUACGAGGUUGUGUUGGCGUGGGCACUGUACGUGCCAGCGCUGCAUUCGAAAAGGCGCAAUAUACCGUAUUGGUGCUUUUGGAAAUGUCGUCAAUGAUCUACGCGUACCCAGAUACUCUUGAGACAACCUUUCAGGACGGGGAAUCGUUCUCGUUUCUGCCCUUGAGGUCGACCCUGCGACUCUGGGUAAAUGACCCAGAGAAAAAUCCAGUUGGCGAACCACUUGUGAUUAUUGAGGGGCUUAUCCUCCAAGCAGUUUGUGGAGCUCCAAGCACUUAUAAGCGCGUCGGCCUCUUUGUCUUUGAUUCCCCGGACAAUGUUGGCUUCUUCGGCCUUAUUGCGACCUUGCCUGGAUCCGGUCCAAGAGUUGCGCGGAUAAGUGCGGACGGAUCUCGAAAGUCCACUAUAACGCUAGUCUAA
Fusarium musae is the source of this 1737-nucleotide messenger RNA. RefSeq lists its product as uncharacterized. The record is from RefSeq and is a predicted model, not a curated record. Lineage: Eukaryota; Fungi; Ascomycota; Sordariomycetes; Hypocreales; Nectriaceae. The transcript has 2 exons. The coding region runs from base 1 to 1737 and encodes 578 amino acids.